AUGUCUGAGUCAACGUCUGCUGACGAAUUGUCUAAUAUCGAUGUAACAGCAACAAAUGAACAACCAAGAAAAUAUCUUCGUCGAAAUGAAGAUAUAAGUAUUGGUGUAACAACACGUUCUCGACAGCGUGAGCAAGAUAAGAAAAACAAGGAAUCUGAACCAACAGAAUCCAUGCCAACUGAUCAAUCGAUGUCAAAUACACUUAAUACUACUACAUCAAUAGAACAAUGUGCUAUAUGUAUGGAAAAUUUUGCUGCACAAGAAGUUGGUAUACCAGAAAAUUGUGAACAUUCAUUUUGUUUGGCAUGUAUUAUUGAAUGGGCUAAAAAAAAUAAUUCAUGUCCAAUUGAUCGUAUAGCUUUUCGUCGUAUUUUCAAAAAACAUUCAUUUAUCAGUUCAAAACCAUAUGAUACUAUGAAAGUCAAGGAUAAUCGUAUAGAAGUUCAAUUAGAAGAUGAUUUUCUUGAAAUGAUUGAUGAUGAUAUAACAUGUCGUGUUUGUGGUCGAGAUGAUCAAGAAGAUCUUUUAUUAAUAUGUGAUGAAUGUGGGAAUGGUUAUCAUACAUUCUGUUUGGAAUUACCUGGUGUUCCUGAAACACCUGAAUGGAUGUGUCCAUUAUGUGAAGUUGAUCAAUUAUCAGCUGAUGAAGUGUUAUAUGAAAAUAGUGAUAUUGAAGAACUUCAAGAUAUACUUUUUGAUGAUACAUUAAAUACAACUGAAACUGAUACUGAGGUUGCUGAUACUACUGUGCCUGUUAGACAAACACGAGUACGACAAACAGCACGUAUGAGAACGGGUGGAGUACGUAAUCAACGUACAACAUCACCAAAUACAAGACCACGUCGUCGUCGUCGUCAACGACAAUCAAGACGACGACGUAUACCAACUACAAGACGAUUAACAUUAAUGGAACAACAACGACAACGUCAAAGACGUCAACGACAAGUGCUUCAUGAUGUUAAUCGACGAAUAGAUAAUGUUAAUACAAGAACAAGAGAGGGUUCAACAUCAACUAAUGCACAAAGUUCUACUAAUCGAAAUGAUACACCAAGAUUAUCUAUUUUUGAUGGUGAACCAAUUGCUUUAGAAGAUGAAUCAUCAUCAACAACAACAACAACAACAGCAAUGUUACCAGCACAUCGAUCUAUAAUUACACCAAAUGAAGCAGCUCGUCGAAUAGCUGCAAGUGGUAUACCAAUAAUGUCUCGUAGUCAUACAGAACCAUCAAUAAGUCGAGAAUUAAGUAUAAGACGAACAACACCAAUACUUGAUCGUGUACCAUCACGAACAAUUCGUCCACCACGAAUAGCGCCAACACAACCACGAAUACCUAUUAAUCAAUUACCACGUAUUCAACGUCGAACUGAUGCACCAGUUCGACCAUCUCCAACACCACGAUCAUCAACAAUGACAACACGACCAUCAAAUUCAACAUCUUCAGUUGCUCCAUCAUUUAUUGAUAAUCUUCUUAAUUCUCAAGAACGUCUUCAUAAUUUACAAAAUAUGUCGAUUCAGGAACCACCUGUUCGUUUUAAUAUUCCUGAACAAACACCAUCGUCAUCUAUUGUGACAAAUCCAGGCAAUGAAGCGUACGAUCCAUUUACUAUUGAUUAUGAUGAUGACGGUGAUAACAAAAAUAAUAAUAAUGAGAGUGAACAGUUAAAAAAUGCAAAACAUCAAAAGCAAGAUUCCAUUCGGAUUAACAAUGGAAUGGCAACCCACCCUGUGAUUAAUAAUACGAAUACAUCAUCAAAUUCAGACAAAUCUUCGUCAUUACAAACGAAUGAACAAGAACAAUCACAACAUAAAAGUAAAAGUCCUGUAGAACAUAAUAAUAAUCAUUCAGACCACCGAUCACAGUCACCAUCUCAUCGUAAUCAUAAUUCUUCGGAUCGAAAGCGUCGUCGUCCUUCAUCACCUAAUUCAUCUAUAGUAACAACAGUGAACAAUAAUGAAUCAUCAUCAAAUAUAGACACAAUCUCAUCGUCAAAACAUAAAAAAUCCUCUCGAAAUGACGAACGAAAAAAAUCUAAACAUCAUCUUAAACGUCGAUCAUCUUCAGUAUCUUCAUCAUCAAAAUCUCCAUCAUCACCUUCAACAUCAAAUAAUCAUAAAAAAACAUUUGAUCUAAAAGAUGAAAAAUCUUCAAAUUCAUCUUAUAAUAAAUCAACACGCCGUUCUGAAAAACGAGAUGAUUAUUAUUCACAUCGAUCACGUAAUUAUCCUUCAUAUACAUCGUCAAAAUAUUCAUCUCGUGAUUAUUCAUCUUCAACACAUCAAUCAAAUGCUGAUCGUCGUACAACGCACUCAAAUUUUUCUAGUCCACCUCGUCUUCUUUCAAAAAUUGUAACAACCGAUGGAAAUUCAUCUCUUCAUAAUAAUGAAACAAAACAACAUGAAAUAUCAACAGAAGAUCGUAAUCGAAUUUAUAAUCGUCUAAAAAAUAUGAAUGAUACAAAUACACCUAUUAUUCCUAUAAAUCAUUCGAACAAAAUUUCAUCGCCAAGUUCAUCAUUUAGUACUACAAAUGGUGGAUCUCAACGUUCACGUAGUAAUUUAAUUCAAAUAGUCACUACAGCAGCUACAUCUGAAUUUACACAAGCACCUCCAGUUCGAUUAUUGUCAUCACAAAUUAAAUCUGAAUCAGUCAAACCAUUAUCCGUUCCUUCUAUUCCUGCUAAAGUUGAAUCUAAAACCAAUACAAAUGAUUCUAUUCAAUCCACAAUAACAUCAAAAACUAAUGGUAACACAGCUGAUGAUAUGCUUAUGGAAGAAAUGUUACUUGAAGAAGAACAAGAACAAAGUCCCGUAAAAUCUAUUGACCUCGAUAGUUUAACCAUACCUGAAGCUUCAAUUCAAAAAAUCGACAGUAAAGAAGAAUCCAUCAAAGUCAUAACACCAACGACCACAGCAACAACAGCAACAGUCACCAUCACAACAACAACGACUUCAACUACAACUUCUGUUCCUUCUCUAACACCAUCACCAACAAAAAAACCAUAUACAUUGUACAAAGUUCCACAUACAAAUCAUAUGACACCACGUCUAUCAUCCCGACAUAAAAAACAAAGUAAAAAAGAAUCAUCAACCACACAACCUGACUCAACAACAACGAACAAACCUUCAACAGAUGAUAAUUCACGACAAACAUCUCUUGAUGAACGAAUAUCAAAUUUAUUCGGUGCACCACCACCACCACCAACAACAACAACAUCAUCAAAUAAAUCCAUAAAUUCAUCUACUGAGCAACAACAGCAGCAAAUCGAUAAUCGAACAAAUCCAACAACAAUAAUAUCAACACCUAGUGAUAAAAGUACUGAAAGUCCUCAAGAUAUACCAUCAUUAAUUUCAACGAUGAUUAAAAAAGAACAAGAUCAUUUAUCAUUAACAAAAAAACUUAAUAUAAAUGAUGAACGACGUUCAACAACAUCAAAACAUUAUACCACCGAAUGGCUAGCAUCACAAAAACCUGAAGAAGCACCAACAGAAGACUUAAUUGCUCUUCCAUCACUUGUUACAUUACCAACACUUGUUUCAAGUCAACCAUCAACAACUCCAAAUACAAUACCACCAAUUUCAAAUUCAGGUGAAGCUACUAUGCUCGGUAAACUUUCUGAAGCUAUGAGUAAAUUAAUUCAAAAACAAGGUGAUACGAAUCUACCAACAACAGCUACAACGACAACAAUAACAACAAUAACAACAACUGAAACAGAUGAUACUGUUCCAAUAUCAGCUAAACAUCUUGAACGUAUCGAAAGAAGGAAACAACGUGAAAAACGUCAAAGUGAAAUAGCUGCCAUUGCUAAAGAAGCUUUAAAACCAGCAUUUAGAAGACAUGAUAUUACAAAAGAUGAAUAUAAAGAAAUAAUGAAAAAAGUCGUUACAAAAGCUACAAAUGCUAAUGAAGUUGAUCGUGUACGAAUAAGUAAAAUGAUUGAUGCAUAUGUACAAAAAUAUCGAACAAUUCGUCAACAUAAUAUUUCAAAAACUUCGAAUGGAAAUUCAUCAUGA
This is a messenger RNA of Rotaria sp. Silwood1, 4011 nucleotides long. The record is from the annotation of a GenBank genome assembly. NCBI's taxonomy places the organism in Eukaryota, Metazoa, Rotifera, Eurotatoria, Philodinida, Philodinidae.